Molecule: messenger RNA, 1198 nt
Organism: Diaporthe batatas
Lineage: Eukaryota; Fungi; Ascomycota; Sordariomycetes; Diaporthales; Diaporthaceae
Exons: 2
Coding region: 26-1198 (390 amino acids)
Source: RefSeq, a predicted model, not a curated record
AUCCCCCCAUCCCCCAUCCCCCCCGAUGGCCAGCAAGCCCGUGGCCUGUGUCGGCUCGCCGGCCUUUGACCCCGCCACUCGUGUCCACGACGCCCAGGCCAGGACCGAGGCCCUCUCCCUCCUGGCCAACCAUGACCUCGCCGGUGCCGUCAAGGCCUGGUUCCAGCUCCCUGCCGACGACACUUGGACCUACCAUGCCGUCACCGCCGUGACGCUGCCCCAGGUGCAGCACAUCAUCGGCCUCGGCGGCCUCAACGGGCUGCACGCCUGGUAUGCUUCGCCCGAGCGCCGGGACCCGCUGCCGCCCCCGCCGCCACAGGACAUCGACGACUAUAUCCGCAUCUUCCAGCCUUCCAGCCUCACAUCCUCGGCCCUCAAGGCCCUUGCCGCCAAUGCCAAGAAGGCCAGCAUCCGCUCCAGCGUCGCCGCCCACCUCGCCGCCAAGCGCUUCAUCCACCCCGGCGCCGCACACCUCAACAUCCCCAAGAGGAAGCCCUCCGCCAAAAAUGUCCCCCCAAACAUCUACCUGGACUUCUGGGAGUGGUCCUGCCGCAACCUCGAGUGGUGCGGCCCCUGCCCCGAGGCCGAGGCCCGCCCGCAGCAGAGCCACCACGUCCUGCCCGUCUUCAUGCACCACUUCGGCUGCGCCGUGCCCUCGUACGAGAGCCUCGAGGUCUUGCGCCUCGUCGCCGCCGGGAGGACCGUCGUCGAUGUGGGAAGCGGCAACGGCUAUUGGUCCUUCAUGCUCCGCCUGCACGGCCUGCCCGCCGUCGUGCCCGUCGACAAUGCCCAGAGCGACUGGCGUGUAAGCUGGGUCUCCGACACCGUCAUCAGCGACGGCACCAAGUGGCUGGCACAGCCCCGCAACGCCCAUGGCGCCGACAUGGUGCUUCUGAUGGUCUACCCCGUGGUCGGCGGGGGCCUCGCCGGCGGCGUCCAGGGCGGCUUCACCAGGGACCUGAUAAACGCCUUCAGGGGCGACACGCUGGCUGUCGUCGGCACCCAGAACCGGAACGGCUACACAUCUUUCAGCGACAUGACCUUUGACGAGUACAUGCGUCACGAGCAGCCCGCCUGGACAAAGGUCGUCCAGAUACCGCUGCCGAGUUUUGCUGGCAAGGACGAGGCCCUGUACGUCUACCAGAGGGGCGACAGGGCAGCCAAGCUCGCAGCCACCCCAGGAACAAGUCCUGCAUGA